Molecule: messenger RNA, 1777 nt
Organism: Parathielavia appendiculata
Lineage: Eukaryota; Fungi; Ascomycota; Sordariomycetes; Sordariales; Chaetomiaceae
Product: A/B/D/E cyclin
Exons: 3
Coding region: 235-1593 (452 amino acids)
Biological process (GO): regulation of cyclin-dependent protein serine/threonine kinase activity; mitotic cell cycle phase transition
Cellular component (GO): cyclin-dependent protein kinase holoenzyme complex; spindle pole body; cytoplasm
Molecular function (GO): cyclin-dependent protein serine/threonine kinase regulator activity
Source: RefSeq, a predicted model, not a curated record
UUCGCCGACGUUGUCUCCCUCUGCCAGCCCUUUGCCAGGCAGCUCCAUACCGCGUCAACAACAGCGUCCCACCUCGCCGCCUCCUCAACGCGUUGAAGCUGACCAACACCUCCGACAGCUUUGCAUAGAAUCCGUUUGUCUAGUUGUUCCCGCACUCGAUUGUCAAGAUGCCGACCACGAAACACACGUUCGGUCACGAACGAAAACGAUGAGAACAGCAAUGCCACAUCCCGCAUGACGCGGGCAAAGGCUGCGACGCUGAAUGUGGACGAGCUCGCAAUGCCCGCCAAGGCAUUGCAGACGAAAAAGACGGGCGUCAAUGCCCAACCCGCGAGGAAGCGUGCCGUCCUCGGCGAUGUCAGCAAUGUGACCAAGGCUGAGGCGGCAGAUGGCAAGAAGCCGGCUGGAAGGACCGGUUUCGUGUCCAAGACCACGCAGCCCAGCGGCAUCAAGAAGACAACCACGGCGCGGUCCGCCCUUGCCACCAAGGAGCUCAACAAGAAGCCGGAGACAACGAAACGUUCUGGGCCCGGUUCCAUUGUCUCUCAGAAGCGUAAGAUGUUGGCUUCGGUGUCUACCAACGCCGCCGCCAAGGUGGACACCCCAGACAAUGACGAGCCAAUCCGGAAAAAAGCCCACAAGGUUGAGGAAGGCAGCAAGAGCAAGACCGACGUGGCACAAGAGGAGCCUGUGCCCAAGGAGAUCGUGCCAUCACCGCAUGCUACAACCACCGAGCCCGAGCUGCGUGCCCCUAUCCCCGCUACGGCAAGCGCUCUGGAUGACGAAGACCUCGACGACCCGCUGAUGGUUGCCGAAUAUGCUAACGACAUUUUCGAAUACCUGCGCGAUCUCGAGUGCAACUCGGUUCCCAACCCUCAGUACAUGUCUCAUCAGGACGAUCUCGAGUGGAAGACGCGGGGCAUUUUGAUCGACUGGCUCGUCGAGGUCCAUACCCGAUUCCAUCUGCUCCCCGAGACAUUGUUCCUCGCUGUCAACAUCGUCGACCGCUUUCUUUCCGAGAAGGUGGUUCAGCUCGACCGUCUUCAACUUGUCGGCAUCACGGCAAUGUUCAUCGCUUCCAAGUACGAGGAGGUUCUCUCGCCUCACAUCGCCAACUUCCGUCACAUCGCCGAUGAUGGUUUUACUGAGGCCGAGAUUCUGAGUGCCGAGCGGUUUGUCCUCGCCACCUUAAACUACGACCUGAGUUAUCCGAACCCCAUGAAUUUCCUCCGCCGCAUCUCCAAGGCCGACAACUACGACAUUCAGUCACGCACCAUCGGAAAAUAUCUCAUGGAGAUCAGCUUGUUGGACCACCGUCUCAUGGCCUACCGCCCUAGUCAUGUCGCCGCCGCUGCCAUGUACCUCGCACGACUGAUCCUGGACCGCGGCGAAUGGGACGAGACGCUGGAGUACUAUGCCGGGUACUCCGAGGAGGAGAUUGAGCCCGUCGUCGCGUUGAUGGUCGACUACAUGGCUCGUCCCGUCAUCCACGAAGCCUUCUUCAAAAAGUAUGCUAGCAAAAAGUUCUUGAAGGGUACGUUAUCUUUCUCAUCAGCCAGUCACAUGACUCCAGAACUUGACAAGCUCACCUAACAUGCAUUGCAGCAUCGAUCCUAACCCGUGCAUGGGCGAAGAAGAACGCCCACCUGUACGGAGUCCUGGAUAUCAACUUGACCCUCGACGAGAUCUCAUAAGGGUCUCUCUUACUGUCACGUCGCACGACACCGGUUUGUGCAUCUCAUCUCUACGUCUCGUGAAGUGUCAGGAUACCACGCUG